Capsella rubella is the source of this 1950-nucleotide messenger RNA. Its product is annotated as protein GAMETE EXPRESSED 3. Gene Ontology annotation, molecular function: protein binding. The record is from RefSeq and is a predicted model, not a curated record. Gene Ontology annotation, biological process: embryo development ending in seed dormancy; pollen tube guidance. The coding region runs from base 1 to 1950 and encodes 649 amino acids. NCBI's taxonomy places the organism in Eukaryota, Viridiplantae, Streptophyta, Magnoliopsida, Brassicales, Brassicaceae. Gene Ontology annotation, cellular component: plasma membrane. The transcript is spliced from 8 exons.
AUGGCUCACGUCUCUGCAACAAUGCUCACCUGUAGAUCUGUUUUCAUCUCCUUACCCUUCUUCUUCGUCUUCUCCGUGGUUUCUCAAUUAUCAGACCAAAUCGCGGAGAAGAAAUCUGUUCGAAUUCUGUCGAGGACACUCAUCGGAGACGACGGUAGAGUCUAUGCUUGCUCCGACAACGACUUCUUCUCCUUCGAGUCUAAUGGUUCAAUAGCUUGGUCGGUACAUAUGAAUUUCAAAUGUAACACUGAUUUUCCUCCGGUUUAUUCCGGCUUAAACCAGAUGCUUGUUCUUGCAGAGAAUCGAAUCCUGAGAGUUAAUUUCCCAAGAAACGGAACCAAAUUCGAACCGGAAUUGUUCUUCGAUCCCGGUGAAACGAUCCUCGGUUUCGCUGUUAGCAUAUCGAGUUCUUCGGUUUACAUCACGGUUAAGAAUCAUGGUCUUUACGCCUAUAAUAUGCUUCGGCAGCAACUCUGGAUUGCAGAGCCUAAGACCGAACGAUUCGGAUACCGAUUAGGAUGUCGAAAGGAUUACGAUAACUGUACAUUCGAUUCUCGACCAGUGAUUGAUUCUUGCCAAGGAAGCAUCUAUAUUGCAAACAAUGAAGGGGAACUCUACUCGUUAUCUCUCCGUGGCACUUACUACCAAUGGAUUCAAGAUUUUACUCUAGUGGAUCGUUUCUUCACCGUUACACCGGGGAAUAACGGUCUAGUCUACGUCGUUUUCCCUAUGAAAUCGCUUGUUUUCGCGUUAGAUUCGUUUUCCGGCAACAUUUUGUGGCAAAAUACUGUCGGUCCAUUAGCAGAAACAUCUGGUUCAGACCCUGUCAUAGACUCAAACAGUUGGGUAUCGAUUGGUUCACUAGAUGGGUCAUUGUACUCCUUCUCAAGAAUAGGGGAGCUUUAUAAGAUACCCAAAAACGCACUAACAGAUUCAGUAAUCCAAAUAGAGCCAUUACUCGAUUGCUCCGGCUAUGCGGUUUAUGUUUCUCAGACAAAACUAGAAGGAAAGCUCGACCUUGUCAUUGAAGAUUAUACUUAUGUGUCGGCCAAGAAACCAGAGACCGCGGUCUUUUCACUUGUAGUUCCAGAGGCAAAAUCUAUCCAUUGGUCGCAGAGUUAUUCUGAUCAAAUUGCAGGUUUGUUAUUAGAUGAAGAUCUACAACAUUUUGUGUUGGACGAGAGGAUUGUUCUUGCUUUCGUUGCUGCAUCUAAUCGUGGCAAUCCAUUUCAAUGUCGUUCCAAACAUGAGAAGCUAUCAUCUAGCUGUUCGUUUGCAGAACCUGAGCAUCUUGAUAUCUACAUUGGUAACGAAAGAGCGAUAAUUUGGUUUAUACUCUUCGAGUUUGUGAUCAUGAUCAUAUUUGCGGCUCUUGUGAGGUUCUGUUUUAUAUUCUGGAAGAAAAAAAAGCUUCAAGGACGUCCAUUCAGUACUUUCUUGGACAAAAGACGUUUGCUGCACAGGAAGAAGAGAGAAAUCGAUAAAUCAAUAACAAAACUUCAGAAUGAAUCGAAGGCUGAUGAAUUCAUGGUUGAUCAAAUCGGUGAUCUGGUUCAAGAGAGGGAAAAUGUGAACAGGAAACUCUGUUCGACCUAUAGCCUUGGAAGAGACAUAGAUGAGUCAAAGUCAAAGUCAAAAGAUUAUGUUCUUCCAUUGUACGGAGGAGGUUCUAGAAGCUUCUCUUUCCGAAAUAGGGAGAACGAAAGUGUCACGAUUUUGCAAACACCACACGAUGAGUCCUCAGAAGAAGAGAGCCAUAGGGACCAACAAUAUAGUGGUGAUGAUGAUGUCACGGAUGAUGAUAACUUGGACUGGAAGCAAAAGGGAAAAUUGCUCGCUCAUUCAGAGGGCUCUUCCAAUGAUGGUGAUGAUGAUGAAUCAUGCGGUAUUGCAAGCGGUAGAAGAAGCAUAUAUUUGAAGAAGAGGUCAUUAUCUUUGACGACUAAAUAA